Molecule: messenger RNA, 5825 nt
Organism: Dunckerocampus dactyliophorus (ringed pipefish)
Lineage: Eukaryota; Metazoa; Chordata; Actinopteri; Syngnathiformes; Syngnathidae
Gene: sstr1b
Product: somatostatin receptor 1b
Exons: 2
Coding region: 292-1389 (365 amino acids)
Biological process (GO): neuropeptide signaling pathway; cellular response to glucocorticoid stimulus
Cellular component (GO): membrane; neuron projection
Molecular function (GO): neuropeptide binding; somatostatin receptor activity
Source: RefSeq, a predicted model, not a curated record
GGAAAGAGGCAGCAUUAAGCCGCUCACACGGCAGCUGGAUGCUGACACACUCUCAGGCGGAGGACACAGAAGACCCUACCGGCUCCGCAGGACUGAUGGCGACAUCGCCGUGAUGAGGACAAGGGAGGAGAGGAGCAUCUCUGCAGUGGAAGCUUUGGCACACUGAGGUGAACACUAUCAAGUGUCCAGACGAAAGAAUCCCAUGCCACCGCUGAACGCUCCCUUUCAAUCCGCACAUGGAUUGUUUUGAAGCAACUGAAAAUUACUAAAGACGAGAAAAGCAGCGCUGUGAUGGAUUUCAACGAGAGCCACAAGCCAACAGGGCUUCCGUACAACUCAAGUGUGGACUACGAGGACUACUACCAGGAUCCCGAUGUCAGCAACAUCAUCAUCCCGUCCAUCUACGCUCUGGUCUGCUGCGUGGGCCUGACCGGCAAUGCCAUGGUGAUCUACGUCAUUCUCAAGUACGCCAAAAUGAAAACGGCCACAAAUAUUUACAUUCUCAACUUGGCCAUCGCUGACGAGCUCUUCAUGCUGAGCGUGCCCUUUUUGGCCACGUCGGCCGCCGUGCGCCACUGGCCCUUUGGCUCGCUCAUGUGCCGGCUGGUGCUGAGCGUGGAUGGCAUCAACAUGUUCACGUCCAUCUUCUGCCUCACCGUGUUGAGCGUUGACCGCUAUGUGGCUGUGGUGCACCCCAUCAAGGCGGCGCGCUACCGCCGGCCUACCGUGGCCAAAGUUGUGAACGUGUGCGUGUGGGGGCUAUCGCUGCUCGUCAUACUGCCCAUCAUUAUCUUCGCUGACACGGUGCCGGCCCAUGACGGCGCCGUGGACUGUAACUUCUUGUGGCCUGAGGCAGCCUGGUCCGAAGCGUUUGUGGUCUAUACAUUCCUUCUGGGCUUCUUGCUUCCUGUGGGGGCCAUCUGUUUAUGCUACUGCCUAAUGGUGGCCAGGAUGCGAGCAGUGGGGUUGAAAGCGGGCUGGCUCCAAAGGAGGCGCUCCGAGAAGAAGAUCACCUGCAUGGUGCUGCUGGUGGUCGCUGUCUUCGUCCUCUGCUGGAUGCCCUUCUACAUCGUCCAGUUGGUCAGUGUCUUCCACCGGCCACCGGACCCCAUGGUGACACAACUCUUUGUCAUCCUCAGCUAUGCCAACAGCACUGCUAACCCCAUCCUCUACGGCUUCGUGUCAGAUAAUUUCCGGCGUUCCUUUCAGCGCAUCGUGUGUUUCCGCUGGCUGGAAUCUGGCGUUGAUGCGGAGCAGGUGGACUACUGCGCUGUUGCCAUGAGGGGACAAGGGCCCAUGUGCGGUCCACUGGAUUUUCCCAAAGAAUUGAUGGCCUCUGACAUGGUGUUUCGCAAUGGAACAUAUACCUCACGCACAACCACUGUUUAAACACCACAACUGAAAGACGCCAUAACAUAUUUAAAAAGCUUAAAUGAAAAAUUAACAGUACAAGCAACCAAAAAAGUGAAUGUCACAAGAGUUAUGUGUAUGAAGUGUUCUGCAGAUUAUUCAUUAUCAAGUAUUUUGAAACAUGUUUCAAUGAAGGUCCUUGAUGUAUUCAGUUUAAAUAUAUGCUAUGUUCAUACUGCAGGUCAAUUCCGAUUUUUUUGCUCACAUGUGACUUGUAUCUGAUUUUUUCAUAUCAGCGUUAAAUGGAUAGUUCAGAUUUUUUGACAUGAAGUUGUAUGACAUCCUCAUCAGCAGUGUAGUCCAUCAACGGCAACUCAUCCCACACUUGGUCUCCUAAGUCCAGCUCUGGUCAGAGUUUGGUGAUGAAGAACGAAGUUCCAGGUUGUCAUCCCCAAGUGGGGGAUGAGUCUCUGUUGCUGGACUACACUCCUGAUGGGGAUGUCAUACAACUUAAUGUCAAAAAAUCCAAAUUAUACUUGCGUAUCUUGCUUGCUGCUGUAACAAGUGAAUUUCCCCGCUGUGGGAUAAAUAAAGUACAAAUACAAAUACAAAUACAAAUAAAAGUAAAAUCACAAUCAAUUUUCAAAUGCAACCCAGGAAUCUUUACAUAUAAAUCCAAUACGUAGCUGAUGCUACUGCAGUCUGAACGUUUGGGUUGCGUAUAUCCAAUCUAUAUGUCAUCGAUAGAGUUGGGCAAAGGUACUCACAUAUGUAGACAUCUGUAGGCUUGUCAUUCAAAAAUCAUUUUAAAAAUCUGUGAGUGAAGUGGCUCACGUCAAUGUCCCACCAGUCCUGGCUCUGACAUCCACCCACUGGCUCUUCAGAACAGACAUCGCAGCAAGUGCCCCACAGACGUACUUACUUACUGCCCAUUUUUUCCUCCUGGAAAGUAGGAGAGCAACAAAGGUUCUCUACUCUGGUCAAUUCUGGGCUGCUUUCUGGACACCUUCCCAUGUCAGGUUCAUAGAUUUGAUUUCUUCUUCUACUGUGGAUGCCAGGCGCUCUUGGGUCGUCCUCUCUUUCUUUUACCUUCAGGUGUCCAGCCAACGGCUAAUGUUCCAGCAUCGCUCUGUUAUAAUGCUAUCCAUGCUGCCCUGCUGACAUCUUGCCAGUAAAUCUUUAUUUGAUAUAUUUUCAUGCCAAAAUAUCUGGCAGAUUCUUCUCAGACUCUUUGUGUGGAAAACUGACAGGUGACAUAUGUCAUUUGUUGCGCCUUACAGGUGGGUGGCUCUGAUAUACGGUAAUUUCAGUUUUGUCUUGGUUCUAUAUUGCUGAGAUUUCCAUAUGUCGUUCAUCAUUCUGAAUACAUUUCUGACUUUGUUGAAUCUGUUUUUUAUGUUGUUGUGUGUAUCCCCAUCAUUUCUUACAGUACUCCCAAGAUAGGUGAACUCAUUUGUUGUUUCUAGAGCCUCUCCAUACACAUGGAUUGGUAGUGGGUCUGAGAUAUUUAGCAUCAUCACUUCAGAUUUCCUCAGGUGUAUUUUCAGGCCAACUUGCUGUGCAAAGUAGCUGAGACGUGGUAUUUUCUCUUGCAUGCGUUGGUGGGUGUUUGAGACCAGAGCUAGAUUAUCAGCAAAAUCAAAGUCUGCUGAGAAGAGGGUCCAUCUAAUACUCGUUUUGUCUUGACAAUCACAAUGUUGAAGAGCAAUGCAGACAUCACGCAUCCUUGUCUAACUCCUGUCUUUAACUGGAAUGCCGGGCUACUGUUUCCCACCUGGCAUUUGAACUUGGCAUAGAAGGGCUUCAUAAGGUCCACUAGGUGGUGUGGAAUUCCAUACAUCCUUUAGAUGUUCCAGAGCUUGUCUCGGUGUAUGCUAUUGAAAGCCUUUUCAGAGUCGACAAAAUUGAUGUGCAUUUUCCUCUGCCAUUCUGUGCAUCUUUCUAUAAUAUUACGUAGUGUGAAUAUCUCGUCAAUGCACCCCCCCCAUUUUGGAAUCCUGCCUGUUCAUUCCUGAGAUUCUCAUCUCUGUAAGACGCUGUGCAAUAAUUUUUGCCAUGAUUUUGCUUGGUAUUGAUAAAGGUUCUGCACCAAUUGUUACUAUCUCUCAAGUUACCCUAAUUUUGGUAUAUUUAUGAUUAAUUUCUUCUGACCAGUCAUCGGGUAUUUCUUUGUUCACCCAGAUGGUUUUGAAUAGUCGUUGAAUAGAAGGUCUGCUAUGAAAAGCUCUGCAUUCAGGUUAUUUGAGUUUUUAAAUUUUUUUAGGGACUUAAUGGCUGAUAUAAUUAAUAUUUUUGUUGGUGGUUUGAUGCCAAUUUCCAGGUCAUUCUCUGCAUGCGGCCUAGUGGUUAGGAUGUUGGCCACACAGUCAGGAGAUCGGGAAGAUCUGGGUUCUCCGUUGGGCAUCUCUGUGCGAAGUUUGCAUGUUCUCCCCGUGCGUAAGUGGGUUUUCUCCGGGUACUCCGGUUUCCUCCCACAUUCCAAAAACAUGCAUGUUAGGUUACUUGGCGACUCUAAAUUGACCAUAGGUACGAAUAUACUGUAAGUGUGAAUGGUUAUUUGUCUAUACGUGCCCUGCGAUUGGCUGGCAACCAGUCCAGGAUGUACCCCGCCUCUGGCCCAAAGACAGCUGGGAUAGGCUCCAGCAUACCCGCGACCCUAGUGAGGAUAAGUGGCAUAGAAGAGGCAUGCUCUCUGCAUGCUGAACAUCCAGUUCUGUUGUGCUCAAAAUGCUCAAUCCAGCGGGUUGUUUGUUGUGACUCAGUUAUCAAAUGUUGACCCUUUUUGUCUACUAUUGACGUGUCAGUUGUCGUUCGUAUUUGCCACUCAAUGUUUUUGAUGAUCUUGAUGAUGAUGCUCACCUUGCGUAGCUGCAUUUUCUGCUUGACUUGCAUGAUCUUCUAGGUAUGCCCUCUUGUCAACUCUGUUUUUUUGGUUUCUUGGUACUGUUUCCAGUAUUUUUCCUUUAGCCGUUCAGACUUUGUCUCAUUUAUUUGUUUCUUUGAGGCCUUUCCAUUUUCUACAGUUUGCCAUGUGUCUUUCCUUACACAUUCCUUCUUUUUCUUGUGCUUGUAUCUGAGGCAGGCUUCACUGAUCUUCACGUAGACUGCUUUGGUCUGUUCCCACAAAGUGUUGACAUUGUCUGAUUUUGGCCCUAUGUUAUCCAUUAUAUCUGUCAAUGCCUGAAACCUGUUCUUUAAUUGUAGCACAAAAUAACCCCAGACCUUCGCAUCAUGUAACUUUCAGACAUUGAAUUGCUUUCUGAUUGUCUUUCUGCUCCCCGUUUUCCUACACGCAGGCAUAGCCAAUAUUCUUGCUGUCUUCUUAAUCUUCUGCACAAAAUAAUUUGGUUAAGAAAAUGCUGACUCCAGUUGCACAAAAAUCCUUGAAAUUGUCAGAAACGCAACAGGACUAAGACCACGAAUUGUGGCCAUGUUUACUUCCGUAAACACAGGACACCAUGUGUGACGUUGUGUUUUGUGCGCAUGUGCAUCACUUCCUGGACACAAUGUGUUUACAUUUACAAGUCAAAUUUUUUUGGUAACGUGAAUGACUACAUAAAUGAUUUGACUUAAACAUAAAAUCUGAAUUGGGUAUCAUACCCUGCAGUGUGAACGUAGCCUAUGUGUGGCUCUACUGCUAGAGUCAAUGAGUUGAUAUGAAUGUUGUCCUCUCUCUUGUAUGUAGACAUGUAGGUUUCUGUCAAAUUAGAAUUGACAAUAAAAUUCACAGGUAUACCUGCACUAUAUGGUUUGCCACAAAAAAGAAAUAUAUAAUUGGUGCGUAUGAAGAAGAUGACACCCUAAAACUAUGCAUAGGCCACUUCCUUAAUUUGUCACAGCGUCACCCAGUAGUAAAAGGAAAUGACAUAAACAUUUGAGAUGUAAAUUAGCCUACGCUUGCAAAGGGAUUUUGCAGGUUGACUUCAAAUUCAGGGCAAGUAAAAACAUACCGAUGAUCUUACGUGUCAUAAUUUGUCUGCAGCUCUCCUCAUAUCUCGGGUACCUCAUUGAUACGGCAAGUAAGAUUCCGGUGCAGCUCGCAAAUGAGACCACCCCAAAUUGACUCGCUAGCACACCCGGACACAUUAAAAAUUAUUGAGAGUUUCACCGCUUGCCACAAAAUGCGUUGGACAUGUCUACCAUGACUAGGCUCCAGUAUACCCCCGCUACCCUAAUAAGGAUUAAGCGGCAUACAAAAUGGAUGGAUGGAUGGAUGUCUACCAUGACAGGAUGCAUGAAAAGGUCUCAGACUGUGUUUCUAUUAGCACACUUCCAUACUUACACAUCAAAUGUAUAAAGUCGUCCCUCGUUUAUCGCGGUUAAUUGGUUCCAGACCCGACCGAAUUUCCGCAAAGUAGGAUUCAAUAUUAAUAAAUGGAACAUUUUCGUAGUUAUAGCAUAGAAAACCUGUUUAUGACUUUCUAAAUAUGCUUUUUUUUUACCAAUAUUAGAGCCAUGAAACAUGAGACAUGAAA